UUAAGGUAUCGAUAGGUUUUCAUAUUUGACUUCAGUAGUAAACUGUAUUCCAGUGUUUACGUAAUAUUUUCCAAUCUUCCAGUUGGUCGCUGAGUCACUGCACUGUGCCUCCCCUCGUAUUGCUUGUGGAGUUCUUGCUCCUAGCCUUCGUAUUCUGGAAAGGCUCACACAAGAAUGCAGAAGUUAGCUCAUCCUGAGACGCUUCGCAACAUGGCAAUCCAGGCACUAGGGAAAUAUGUGUCAGAUUUCAUGAUGCGACUCAUCAUGCUCUCUACACACUCGAGACGUUGUGGCAACAACUUUCGUCACCAUCACGAACAGUGUCGCCAUCUGAGGAUGAGUCUCUUGAAAUGGGUACCAUUCAACAUCGCCAGAGAGAUCACAACUGUGCUGAUCAGAUGCGUCAAUCAAACUUACAUUGAGCUGAUAAAUAUAAGAGACUUCAAGAUCGCCUGCGAUAAAAUAGCUCCACUACUAAUCAAAUCUGUAUUACAUCCAUCAGUGAAGAUACUUGACUGUAUCCCCAAAACUUCACAUCCAACAAUACUUGAUUUUUAUAAAAUUAAAAACUGUAUUUUAAUAUAUAAAGCACUUCCCUUGCUGCAUGAUCUCACAGAGCUGAGACUAGGAAACGCACGCAGAACUUAUGAUAUGAACCUCGAAGUAGGCACAUUCAGAAACACUUUGGAAAAAUUUUCAUCCCGUAGCUGUUGGGACAGAGAUAUACAAACCCUUGCUAACAGCUGCAGGAUGCUCAGGUGUUUAGAUAUUAGUGGGUCUUUCCAUAUCUCUGAUAUGGUUGCAGACUAUAUAUUACAGUUUAAACAUUUGGAGGAACUGAAUUUAUGUGAAAUCCAUUCGUUAUCUGAAGAAGGUCUACAGCACAUUCUGAAUGGCCUCGCCGAUGUUGAAUUAUCCAGCAGUUUGAAGCCUAAUGAAAUUUCUCCGAGUUCUACUGAAGACCUGAUGGUCAGUGCAACCUCUUCAGCUGACAAGUCACGUUCACCCACAUUACGGUCACAGAUGUUGAAGAGUUUCGGAUGUAGCUACGCUACGGUACAACACAUACAUGUAAUCGCUCAGUUUUCUAACCUAACUUCACUUUCCCUGUCUAACAUAUUAACCUGUAUAUUGACUCCACUUCAAAAGUUGAAACAUUUAAAGAAUUUUACUCUGAUAGAUUCUAGGUUCAUUCUUGCACAAGACCUACUGAUAGCGAUAGGCAGUCAACUGAAGUGCUUGAAUAUCAUUGAUGUGUUUGGCACUGAUCUUCACUUCAUAAGCGAGAAAUGUCCUUCACUUGUCUGCCUUCAUCUUUGUUUUCAUAAAGUUGAAGAUCUGUGGUUACUACGUCGAUAUCAAGCUCCUGACCCCAAUCGGCUGCAUAUUUUCGACUUUCCCGCUGUUGUCUUUCUUGAGCUCUUCGUAUGUGAACCGUCUACUGCACAAUAUAUUGUAACUCUUUUCCCAAAUUUGAAGAAAUUGUGUAUGAGAUACAUUUUUGAUGAUACAUUUCUUGUUUGGAUACGUAGCCAUGAAAAUCUUCAACAUCUGAAGGAAGUGUUCUGGGGAGACGAUUCUGUGAUACAAUUUACUGAGAAAUGUGCCUACAUCACAGAAUUUUAUUCCGAUGGAAGAACUUCAGUUUAUAAAAUGCAGAAAUGAGACAAGAAGAGUGAGAACAUGCCUAACAUAUUGACUUCAGUAAAAAUUCCGGCAUUUAUUUCAAAGUCCCGAUGAUAAGUUAGCUGAAAUCCGCAAUGGAAAAGCAACUAACACAUAUAGCAGAAGAGUACAAAGAGAAAUAUCUCUUCUACAUACUUAAUAACAAAGAUAGCAGGAGUAAGUGGCUUAUUUCUAUACAUAUAUCACGACAGUGGAACGGAAAGAGGGAAUAAAAGACAUGUUCUAGAUUUUGCUUUUAAGUCUGUUAAGUAAGCUAUAAUUUAUGCAUGAGAAAAAUAGCUACAUUUUACAUAUUUUAUACGUAUGCUUCUCGUCUAAUAAAAGAACUGCGUGCUAGAGAAAAAAGGCAAAGAAAUGGAACUU
Molecule: messenger RNA, 2049 nt
Organism: Cryptotermes secundus
Lineage: Eukaryota; Metazoa; Arthropoda; Insecta; Blattodea; Kalotermitidae
Exons: 2
Coding region: 175-1665 (496 amino acids)
Source: RefSeq, a predicted model, not a curated record